Molecule: messenger RNA, 1578 nt
Organism: Exophiala spinifera
Lineage: Eukaryota; Fungi; Ascomycota; Eurotiomycetes; Chaetothyriales; Herpotrichiellaceae
Exons: 4
Coding region: 1-1578 (525 amino acids)
Biological process (GO): transmembrane transport; carbohydrate transport
Cellular component (GO): membrane
Molecular function (GO): carbohydrate:proton symporter activity
Source: RefSeq, a predicted model, not a curated record
AUGACACCCACCAAACCCGAGAUUGUGGCUUUCCAGCAGACCGAAUUUGCCUCGACACCGCCUCAGGGGCGUGAAAUUAUUGAACAUCCCAAAGGCUGGGCAAACUGGCGAGUCUUGCUCAAUGGCAUCAUCAUUGGUCUCUCCGUCGGGCUGUUCGGUUACGAUAACUCCUUUGCAGCUCCGCUUGUGGCCCUGCCCUUGUUCAUCACGAAGUAUCAAGGCGCCGGGAUCGCCUUCACAGCCCGCAAUCUAGACUUGGUCAUCACCGUUCCCCUCGUUGGAGCCGCAUUGGGUACAUUUGUUGCGACGCCGUUGAUGAGAUACCUCGGCCGCAAGAAGGCAUUUCUGGUCGCAUAUUUCCUGCUGUGCGUUCCUGGGUCGUUCCUACAACUUUUUGCCCCCGACUUGGGAGCUCUGGUGGUUGGCCGAUUCUGGAAUUAUGUCGGAGUAAGCGUUCUCACCACUACUGCUCCACUGUAUCUUUCCGAGCUGGUACCACCACAUGUCCGAGCAAGGUCGGUCGGGUUCUGUAUUGCAGGGAGCUCAGCGACAGGCAUCAUCGGAACUACCGUGGUGUGGGCAACCGCACGGCUUACCGACUCUCGCCAGUACAAAGUUCCCCUGGCGAUCCAAGUAGCAUUGCCCGCUGCCUUUGGACUACUUACCCUCCUUGCGGACGAGUCUCCAUCUUGGUACAUCCAACAUGAUCAACUAGAAGCAGCACGAUCCACUCUCAUGCGACUUCGGAACAACAAGGUGGACCUCGUGGAAGCAGAGUUGACUCUAAUCCAGGCUGCAAUGAGUGCAAGUACGGCUCGCCAAGCUGGUGUACGAUUCUGGGACAUCCUAAAGCCAGAGCACUUGAAGCGUACUCUAACGGCGGGAGCCUUGCUGCCUCUCAGCCAGGUUGGCGGCCAGAUCUUGGUUCUCACUUAUUCAACCGUGUUACUUGUACAAAGCGGCGUCGCCAAUCCCUUCGAAAUUACCAUCAUCAUCUCGUGCCUCACGUUCCUUGGUACGAUUGUGGGCCCGGUUUUGGUGGACUCGGCCGGACGAAGACCCGUCGCCCUUAUUGGAUUCUCGAUUCUCUUCAUCCUGGAUAUGACUGCUGGUGGGCUUGGUGCGGCAGGCCUGACAACAAAGAGCCAGAGGCUCGGGCUUGCUGCGGUGUUCAUUAUAUUUGCCUUCUUCAACGCUGUCUCCUUCCAAUCGCUAUCAUACCUGCUUCCCACGGAGGUAUCGACAGCCGCCCUCCGAGAGCCAACCGUCUCAUGGGCAGUAUUCUGGUCCUACGCGACGGCCAUUAUCACAACAUUUGCGGUUCCUCAGAUCACGGCUCCCGACGCUGGUAACCUGGGUGUCAAGACUGCUUUCAUCUUCGGCGGCUGCGUCUUCUUGACCGCAAUCUGGUCUUAUUUCUAUCUGCCAGAGACAAAGGCCCGGACAGUUGCCGAAAUUGAUGAGAUGUACCGGAUCAGUCUACCAAUGCGAAAGUGGAGAAAACACCAGUGCCAGGUACUGAAUGAAGCUGCUCUUGGACUUCCACAGGAUGAAACUGGGCGAGAUACCAGGGUGUAG